Messenger RNA from Schistocerca serialis cubense, 771 nucleotides. Its product is annotated as speckle-type POZ protein-like. Gene Ontology annotation, molecular function: ubiquitin protein ligase binding. The record is from RefSeq and is a predicted model, not a curated record. NCBI's taxonomy places the organism in Eukaryota, Metazoa, Arthropoda, Insecta, Orthoptera, Acrididae. Gene Ontology annotation, biological process: proteasome-mediated ubiquitin-dependent protein catabolic process; regulation of proteolysis. The coding region runs from base 1 to 771 and encodes 256 amino acids. The transcript has 2 exons. Gene Ontology annotation, cellular component: cytoplasm; nucleus.
AUGUCUUCUGGCUGCGUGUGCAUUGCAUCAGCCCAGCCCUGCGUGGCCAUCAUAGAGGUCAGCAGGCUGCUGGCGGAGACACCACCUGAAUUGAGGCCCGGCGCAGAUCCCCGCCACACUACUCCGCCACCUGAUGACGCGGCCAUCUCUCGCCUCCAGAGUCUCUCUGAAGAUGAAAUAGGGGGGGAGGCUGAUAGAGGUGGCCAAGGAGAGGGUGGCAGAAGAGCUGCCUGGCAAGGAAGCUCAGCAGAGCACACCUGUAUACCUGGGUGCCCUACUGGAUGCCGGGGAGGGUACCACGGUGACUUUGGUGGUGGGGGAGACACGGCAGAGUCUGGCAGCGGCCUCGUCGACAUAACAGAGGUGAACAGGCCGGUGCUGAAGGAGCUGCCGACAUUCAUGUACACCCUUCGUGCCCUGCAGCUGGUGAGCCUGGCCCCGCAGUUACUAGUCACUGCUGACAAAUACGGUGUGGCGAGCCUGAAGGCCCAGUGUGAGCAGCAGCUGGUCACUGUACUGACAGUGGAAAAUGCAGCGGCCACAGCUGUUCUUGUGGUGCAACACUGGUGCCCCGGCCUUAGGCAGACCGCCGUCUCCUCCGUAAAGGGCCACAUGUACCAAGUGAUGUCUUCUGGCCGUGUGUGCAUUGCAUCAGCCCAGCCCUGCGUGGCCAUCAUAGAGGUCAGCAGGCUGCUGGCGGAGACACCACCUGAAUUCAGGCCCGGCGCAGCUCCCCGCCACACUACUCCGCCACACUACUCCGCCACCUGA